AUGACCACCCCGACUCCUCCCAACUGCGGCGUUUGGGGAUGCCCGCGGCCUGGCACGCGCCGCUGCACCGGCUGCAGCUCCCUCCCCGGGGCCACCAUGGCGUAUUGCUCCCCUCGAUGCCAGAAGGCGCACUGGCCGACCCACAAGUCGUCCUGUCCGGGGGCCCGUCGGUACAAUUGUUUCUUGAUUCGCGCCACGCCCCGGGACCCGGCGAAAGAGCACCCUACGGACGGCGACUACAUCGAACCCUUUCCCCUGGAGUCGUACGGUAACUGGGGCGAGGAGAAACGGGAGUUGCAGACGCGAUUGGGCUGGACGCAGCUUUACGAGCCCGGCAAAUUCUUCUCGCAUCGCGACGUGGAUCGGGGGAAGGCCCGCGAAAUGGGCAUUGUGGGCCGGUGUACGGGCCGGGCGAUUGUCGGGGACGUGGCCGUGGUGCGCUUGUCGAAUAUGGAGGUGAACGACUACGCGGAUGAGUUCUCCACGGUGGAGUUGCUGCGGACGACGGGAUAUUAUCGCAACCGGGAUGGCUUUGAAGAGAACGAGCAGCGAGAGCGCGGCCGAGUGAGCGGCCUGCUGGGCGUGGACCCGGACGUGCUGCCCACCGAGCGUGUUUUCACCGUCCCAGGGCCCUAG
Aspergillus ibericus CBS 121593 is the source of this 636-nucleotide messenger RNA. Its product is annotated as zinc finger MYND domain-containing protein. The record is from RefSeq and is a predicted model, not a curated record. The coding region runs from base 1 to 636 and encodes 211 amino acids. NCBI's taxonomy places the organism in Eukaryota, Fungi, Ascomycota, Eurotiomycetes, Eurotiales, Aspergillaceae. The transcript has 2 exons.